This is a messenger RNA of Onychostoma macrolepis, 1472 nucleotides long. RefSeq names its product coiled-coil domain containing 166 (gene ccdc166). Lineage: Eukaryota; Metazoa; Chordata; Actinopteri; Cypriniformes; Cyprinidae. The record is from RefSeq and is a predicted model, not a curated record. The transcript is spliced from 8 exons. The coding region runs from base 248 to 1105 and encodes 285 amino acids.
AUCAACACACAACACAUUUCAAACAUUGCUGUUCGCAGUUGGAUUUUCCGAAAUAACAUUGAAUUAGGCUUGAUUAUGAAUCGCAUACGUUGUGACUUAGAAAAUAAAUUAUCUAAACAAACUUUUAUACAUGUAUGCUGUGAAUCUGGCUCCUUCAGCGAAUGUUGUUUAUGGUUGUCUUGGUUACACGGUGCAACCAACUGUGGGAGUGGAAAAAAAUGAACUGGACUGAUUCGGUGGUUUCAGGAUGUCAUCAAAGAAGACAAGCGAGUCAAAGAGCCAGCAGGACGCAGGUGUCUCGGCUGAGAGCGAUGGACAGGAUGAGAGACAGAUGCUGUUACACAGAGAAUAUGAGACCCUAACUGAGAACCUAAGCACACUGAAGAGGAGAGUUGAACAAAAACGAAAAGAAAAUGAGUUUCUUCAGAAUGAGAUAGCUCAGAGCCGUAUCGAAAGUAAAGAGUACAUGUCAUAUAUGUCUAAAAGAGCAGAGAAGAGGCAGAAUGCAAUAUUGAAUUUGAGUGAUCAGAGCCAUAAGGAACUUGAGGAGCUGCAGAGACAGAGACAGAACAUGCAGGAUAAACAUGAGGAGCAGGCCAAUGAGUUGCAGAUGGCGAUCCUGCAGAUGGAAAAUCAGCUGGCCCUGCUAAAUAGUGAAAUUGCAGACCUGAAAGAGGUUAAGACUCUACAACAGCAGCAGUCAUGUCGUAUCACUGAGCUGGGGAAGGAGUUGACUACCAUGCAGUGUCAUCAUUCAGAGUCUCUGGUGGCUCUCAAGGCUGACUUCAUUAAAAAGAAGAAGAGCUGUGAGCAGCAGGCAGAAGACACUGUGCAUGCUCUUACUAUCUCAGCCAACAAGGAGGCAUCUCACUCCCUGAUGUCCUAUAUAAAUAAAGUUUUUCAGGAGAAAAAAAGCCUGCAUGAGGAGUAUAAAUUACUUUUCCAGAGAGCUCAAGCUCUACAAAAACAGCAGGACGCUCUACAGACUCAUCGACAGCAACUGCUGCUGGAGCAAAAGUGUACGCAGAAGAUUCAUGCCCAACGUAUUUCCCUACGCUCAAAAUACGCAAACAAUAACGAACACCCCCAGAGUGACCACCAGUAACCGACAAUAACUGGAGCCAGUUCAGUUACAACAGUUGCAUUCAAUAAACAUACGAAGAUUAUUGUAUGACUUUAGAAGUGAGAAAAAAUCUUGCUUAUUGACCUCUUUACUAUCUCAGCAGUUUGCGAUAUAGAAAGAGCAACGGCUGGUCCAAUAUUUUGAAAAUGAAUAUGUCAGAAAUGCAUUUACAAAGAGAUGUGUCAACUGACAACAGUUCAGGUGGUGCUCUUCUCUCAAAUCUUGUUAAAUUUCUCAAAUUAUUUGUAUAUACACGUGAUACGAUUUUUUAAAUAGUUACUAAAACAGUUAAAACAUUUUUCAAAUUGUCUUUUUUUUCUGUUAUGCUAAAGAAAGUCAUGCACAGAGG